GCGUCGGGUCAGGCUGAUGCUGCUGUGGCUUCUCUCCCGGUUCCCUGCUUGCCGGCAAGAUAAAGGGCUGAAGUGCCCGGUGUGCCUGCUGGAGUUCGAGGAGGAGGAGGUCGUCAGGAGGAUGCCCUGCCAGCACCUCUUCCACGCGGGCUGCAUUCUUCCUUGGCUUGGAAAGACCAACUCCUGCCCUCUCUGCCGCCAUGAGCUGCCCACCGACGACGAGCAGUAUGAAGAGUACAAGAAGGACAAGCUGCGGAGACAGGAGCAGGCCCACCGACUGGAGUGCCUGCACGGCGCAAUGUACACGUGAUGGCUGGCCGGCUGGCCGUGUCCUCCCCCCGUCCUCCCCUCUGGGCGGCCAGAGGCCUGCCCGUGCUCCCCCACUGCAAGCUCACCCGCAGCUGCCAGGGACAGGAUGCCGUGGGCCGUCAAGAUGCAGCACCCCCCCCCUCGAGACACCCCUCUCUUCCAUCCCGGCAAGGGCUGGUAGUCUGUUAGAAGUCCGUGCCCCCAGCUUAAAAUAAAUUCUUUGCUAUGCAACUUC
Messenger RNA from Varanus komodoensis (Komodo dragon), 544 nucleotides. RefSeq names its product ring finger protein 181 (gene RNF181). NCBI's taxonomy places the organism in Eukaryota, Metazoa, Chordata, Lepidosauria, Squamata, Varanidae. The transcript is spliced from 3 exons. The record is from RefSeq and is a predicted model, not a curated record. Bases 17 to 310 code for a protein of 97 amino acids.